This is a messenger RNA of Pogonomyrmex barbatus (red harvester ant), 11457 nucleotides long. RefSeq names its product multiple ankyrin repeats single KH domain (gene mask). Gene Ontology annotation, molecular function: protein binding; RNA binding. Lineage: Eukaryota; Metazoa; Arthropoda; Insecta; Hymenoptera; Formicidae. Gene Ontology annotation, biological process: innate immune response. Gene Ontology annotation, cellular component: cytoplasm. The record is from RefSeq and is a predicted model, not a curated record.
AGAGGUGGUAUCGCGAACUCUCGCCGUCGUCGCCAUAGUGGAAAUGGCGGGUAUUAGCUUACGUGAAUGACGACGACCGUGCUCCCGAGAGCUUAUUGUCGCACAAUCGCGAGAGAAUCGAGUAUACGGUGUGUGGCUACGUCGUGGUACGGUUAUACCAGCGCGGUGUAACUGUGUGUCAUAUGAUUUAUCUGGGGGGUAAAGAUGCAGAAUGUAGCACAAGGAACGACCUCGGAUAGCCAGAAAAGCCACGAGAAGCAGUCCGCAUCAGCAGCGGCGGCGGCGGCAACGGCAGCGGCACCACCACCACCGCCACCAUCAUCGUCAUCGGCGAGGAUUCACCACGAUACGGGGAAGACGUCGACUCCCCAGUCCUCGAAUUCGAGCCCGACGAAAUCGGAGACCGAGACCUUCUCGGAAUUGCAGCCGCGCUUUAUGACAGAUUCGUCGGAGAGCGAGGAGGACAGCGUUUCCGAGGUGGAGUGUUUUGCAAUUGAUCAGGUUGAGUUGGACGAAGAUCAUCCUGAAUCGUCAAAAUUCUUACUGACUCCUGAGGAUCCUGAACGAUCUGUGGACCCUGAAACUCAAGCGCGCCUCGAGGCACUCCUCGAAGCAGCCGGCAUUGGGAAACUGUCCUCGGGUGAUGGGAAGCACCUGCCCGAUCACGAGGUGCUUCGUCGAUUAACAUCGAGUGUUUCUUGUGCAUUGGAUGAAGCUGCGGCAGCAUUAACACGUAUGCGUAGUGACAAUCCGCGUGCGCCGAACGAAAAGCGCUCUCUCGUCGAGGCGUGCACCGACGGAGACGUCGGUACCGUUCGGAAAUUGUUAACCGAGGGUCGAAGUGUUCACGAGACCACCGAGGAGGGAGAAAGUUUGCUUUCUUUAGCUUGCUCAGCUGGUUACUACGAACUUGCUCAGGUACUUUUGGCAAUGAAUGCUAAUGUAGAAGAUCGUGGCAUCAAAGGGGACUGCACUCCUUUGAUGGAAGCCGCUAGUGCAGGACAUGUAGAUAUCGUGACUUUACUGAUUGCACAUGGGGCAGAUGUUAAUGCUCAGUCUACAUCUGGUAAUACUCCUCUUAUGUACGGAUGUGCUGGUGGACAUGAAGAAGUUGUACGAGUUUUAUUAGAAGCAGGCGCCAAUGUUGAAGAUCACAACGAGAAUGGCCAUACUCCUUUGAUGGAAGCCGCGAGCGCUGGGCAUGUUCAAGUUGCCAAGAUCUUACUUGAUCAUGGUGCCGGCAUCAAUACUCAUUCCAAUGAAUUUAAAGAAUCUGCAUUAACAUUGGCUUGUUAUAAAGGACAUUUGGAGAUGGUACGCUUUUUAUUGGAAGCCGGAGCUGAUCAGGAACAUAAAACUGAUGAAAUGCAUACAGCUUUAAUGGAAGCAUCUAUGGAUGGUCACGUCGAAGUUGCCCGUUUACUUUUAGAUUCAGGUGCCCAAGUAAAUAUGCCAACAGACAGCUUUGAAUCGCCAUUAACUUUAGCUGCGUGCGGUGGUCAUGUAGACUUAGCAAUGCUUCUGAUUGAACGUGGAGCAAACAUUGAAGAAGUUAAUGAUGAGGGUUAUACACCAUUGAUGGAAGCAGCACGUGAAGGUCACGAAGAAAUGGUCGCUUUACUUUUAAGCCAAGGUGCGAACAUCAAUGCCCAAACUGAGGAAACUCAGGAAACAGCACUUACUUUGGCUUGUUGCGGUGGAUUUUUGGAAGUUGCCGAUUUUUUAAUCAAAGCGGGAGCGGAUAUUGAGUUAGGUGCAUCCACUCCUCUAAUGGAAGCUGCACAAGAGGGACACUUAGAUCUUGUCCGAUAUUUACUAGAAUCCGCGGCAGAUGUUCACGCUCAGACACAAACUGGAGAUACGGCGUUGACAUAUGCGUGCGAGAAUGGUCAUACCGAUGUUGCUGAUCUUUUAUUGCAAUUUGGCGCUGAUCUAGAACAUGAAUCAGAAGGAGGCAGAACUCCUCUAAUGAAAGCAUGUAGAGCAGGUCAUAUGUGCACAGUUCAAUUUCUCAUCUCGAAGCGUGCCGAUGUGAAUCGACAAACAACAAACAAUGAUCAUACACCACUGUCCUUGGCGUGCGCUGGUGGCCAUAUUACAGUAGUUGAACUACUACUCUCACAAUCCGCGAAUCCAUUUCACAAGCUAAAGGACAACUCUACGAUGCUGAUAGAGGCGGCAAAAGGUGGCCACACCGCUGUUGUUCAAUUGUUACUCGAUUAUCCUCAUAGCAUUAUGAUGAGUGCUCCUCAUAGUGCUGCACCUGCCCCUAUGUUAUUACCACAGCAACAGUCACAACAACAACAACCUCAGUUGCAACAGCAAUCGCAACAACAGCCGCAGCAACAGCAACAGCAGCAUAUAAGUCAUCAACAACAUGUACCUCAUCCUCAAACAUCUACGCAACCACAGCAACAUCCACAACAGCAACAACAGCAAACGGCUGAGCAACAACAAGCUCAAAAUCUUCAACCUAAGCACAAUACACAAAAAUCAUUAUUGAGAAAAAAUCGAUCAGUGACCAUGAUACCUGAUAUAGGCCUUACUUCUGCCGAAGCGCAACAAGUUCGCUCACAGCCCGCAGGAGAAUCGACUACUAUUACCAAGGAUGAUACCAAUAUUCUCGACAAAGGCAGUGGAGGUUUUACAAGUUUGUCAGAACCUAAUAUUAGUCUUAGUCCAACACCAGCAGCAUCAACGCAAAUGACACAUGUCAGUGAAAGUCGGAAAACUAGACAAGAGCAAAUUCUUCAUAAGCAACAAAUACUUGAAGAACUACAAAGGGUAGAACGCGAACUGCAAAUUAAAGGAGCAGGACAUUUGUUUCCUGGUCCACGGAAUUCAAUUAUAAAUCAAUCUCAACAGCAGCAACAACAACAGCAACAGGAUUCCAGUGAGACAGAGGCAUUACUCCCGGGCAUGUUGAAUAUUGAUUUGCCAACUCAGUCAACAUCUCCUCAUGGUUUAGUUUGCAGUACAACCGGCAUGUCUAGCACUUCAUUGACGUACCAAGGAAAUAACGAUGCAGCACUGAUGUGUAGCGCUUAUCUUGACGGCAAGAUAAUAGGAAUGCAAGCUGCACAGUUCCAAAAAUCGUUUUCCGUGGCUCCAACUGUUUCGGAAACGUUUUCCACAAAUACAUUUCCUUCCUCACCUCCUCUGUCUCUUACACCAUUACCUAUUACGACCACCACUGCAUCACUAAUCAGUGUUGCAUCGACAACCACGUCGAGUUCAUCAAGCAUUUCUACUCCUCCAACCGUUAUAGCUGUUUCCCAAUCGCCUAUCACUGCGAGCAGCGACGUUAGCCAAAAUACUGCUAUAAGUGAUCGUCCGAAAGCCAAGCCUGUAUCUAAGAAAGAAGGGAAGAACGUACGUAAGGCCACGUCAAGCAUGGGGAUGGCAAAAUUGCAACAAACACAGGCAACCAUAAUGGCAGGACUACAUCAACAAUAUCAACAGAAACAACGGCAACAUCCUUCCUAUCAAGUGCAACAGGUUCAGCAGUUACAGCAACUUAACCAACAAUUGCAGCUUCAGUUGGAUCAAGUACAGAUACAACAGCAAUCGCAACAACCGCAAUCGCAACCGCAACAAUCUCACCAACAAACUCAUUCGCAACAACAAACCAAUAUAGUUGCUAACAGUACAGGUAUACUUAUGCCUACUCAAUUGAUGUCUCAUCUUCACCCGGUGCAUCAUCAUUUGCAUAGCCAGCCAACAGCGCAAGAAAAUCUUCCUGAGCAGGCUGAUUCUGAGCUAACGCGAAAGUACAGAGAAAGCGCUUGCACAUUUUUUGGCCCUCAGAAAUCUAAAACUUUCUCUCCUAACGAAAGAGUGUUGAAAUUGGAAGACGGAACGGAUAUUCCUAUCGAUGAUGCGUUUGAAAUUUUUCGUUCCAUUAGUUUCGACGACGCAGUUGACACGACAGAAGAUCGAAAGCUCGAGUUGAAAAGAUUGGAUGUAUCAAGUAAUAAGGAACAACAGCAAACGCAACAACAGCAGCAUUUGCAUACUACUCAAAUAGUUCAGCAAAGUGGAAGUCCUCAUGGAUCUCCAGAAUAUUUUACACCCGUAUUGUCAGUCCCUUCAGUUUCUAUACCAACCUUACCGUCGUUGCAAGUGACCAGCGCUGGCGUUCAAAUAGAGGCAGACAUAUCAGCGGGCUUACAAUUAACAAGUACGCAACCCUUACAAAAUCCGACUCUAAAGAACCGUCUGAGAGCUUUCGAAGAAGGUUUCCGGCAGGGUAGUAUACAUUUUCGUGAAUGUAUGCAACAUAUUAGCAGCGAUACUUUUCAACCUCAAUUAUUACUUCAGUCUUCUCCUAUAACAUUUCCUCCCCAAGCAUUACCGCAGAGUGGAGCAACGGGAAUAAUAGAUACUAUACCUUCUCAUCAGUCGAGCAAUUAUGUGCAAUCCACAACUUGCAGCACUAAUCAAGUUCAAGUUGCUACCCAGACUCAAGCACCCGCUACUACAACAACCGCAAACGUUGCUACCUCUGAUAAAAAACAGGUGUAUACUGCACCAACACCUGGAAAGGGCAAAAAAGCUAGAUAUCCUCUCCUAUCCCAACAACAGUCUUGCCAGCAACAACAAACUGCCAAUGCUCAACAAACUCCUAAUUUUCCUGCACAAAACUAUCAACUGGAUCCGGCAACAGGUGUUCCAACAGUCGGAGGAGGAUAUGCGUCCAAUCAAGUUCCACCCGCUCCAUUUUCAUGUAUGGACGUUGAUUCAGAAACCGAUAGUAAUCAUGACACAGCACUAACUUUGGCUUGUGCAGGAGGGCAUGAAGAUCUUGUAGAACUUCUUUUGAGUCGUGGAGCAGAUAUAGAACAUAGAGAUAAAAAGGGAUUUACGCCACUUAUUUUGGCCGCAACGGCUGGUCAUCAAAAAGUAGUCGAGAUUCUACUCAAUCAUGGAGCUGAUAUAGAAGCACAGUCAGAACGUACCAAGGAUACACCAUUGUCUCUCGCAUGCAGUGGAGGGAGAUAUGAAGUAGUUGAGCUUUUGCUUAAUCGUGGUGCAAAUAAAGAACAUCGCAAUGUUUCUGACUAUACACCUUUAAGUUUGGCUGCAUCCGGUGGUUAUGUGAAUAUAAUAAAGCUUCUAUUGGGCCAUGGUGCCGAAAUUAAUUCACGUACUGGUUCGAAACUGGGUAUAUCUCCAUUGAUGCUUGCUGCAAUGAAUGGUCAUACUGCGGCAGUCAAAUUACUAUUGGAUAUGGGCAGUGAUAUUAAUGCGCAAAUCGAGACGAAUCGUAACACAGCAUUAACACUCGCAUGCUUUCAAGGGAGACAUGAAGUAGUCAGUCUUCUUCUCGAUCGUAAAGCUAAUGUUGAGCAUCGAGCUAAGACGGGUUUGACUCCUCUAAUGGAAGCUGCUAGUGGCGGAUACGUUGAAGUCGGCCGUGUUCUUCUUACCAAAGGUGCAGAUGUUAACGCAACGCCAGUUCCAUCGUCUCGUGAUACUGCCCUUACUAUUGCUGCUGAUAAAGGACACUGCCGUUUUGUAGAACUUUUACUAGCAAAGGGGACUCAAGUUGAAGUAAAAAAUAAGAAAGGAAAUAGUCCACUGUGGCUAGCUGCAAAUGGUGGCCAUCUUAAUGUUGUGGACAUUUUAUAUCAUGCAGGUGCAGAUAUUGACUCGCAAGAUAAUCGUAAGGUUUCUUGUCUAAUGGCCGCAUUCCGCAAAGGUCACACUAAAGUAGUCAAAUGGAUGGUAAAUUAUGUUACACAAUUUCCAAGCGAUCAAGAGAUGACAAGAUAUAUCGCGACUGUUAGCGACAAGGAACUUCUAGAAAAAUGUCAAGAUUGUGUAAAAUUAAUAAGAGCUGCUAAAGAAACACAGGCUGCUAAAGCAAACAAGAAUGCCACCAUACUGUUGGAAGAACUUGACAUGGAAAAGACGAGAGAAGAAUCGAAAAAAGCGGCUGCCGCGCGAAGACGAGAAAGAAAGAAAAAGAAGAAACAUGAAAAGAAGGAGGAAAAACGUAAGCUUCACGAAGAAUUUAAGAAAAAUGAGACAGCUUUCGAGGAUAAGGAAGAAAACGGAAAGAAAUCGGGUGAUGAGGAAUGCGAUCGAGCGGACGACAGCGAACACGAGGGUGGAGACGAAAGAAUGGAGAACGUUCCAUCUCCCGUAAAUAGAAGUCCGGAAGAUCCAGAUAGAGAAGAGGGCGAUAGUGGAAUAGAUGCAAACAGUCAGGGUAGUUGUAGCAGUAAUGAUGUAAAAGCGAGAGAGAAAAAAAAGGAGAAAAAGAAAAAGAAAAACAAUAGUUCUAAUAACAACGACAAGGAUACGUCCCCACAGCGUUCGUCCAAGACCCUUCUGUCACAAAACACCAAUAUAUCUCAAAAUAUAGCAUCAUCGAUUAAAUCUCAAAGUAACAAUUCAGAAAAACGAAUGAUGACUAACAUUAACAAUACAGCAUCUACAACUUCGGUUACAACUAGAUCAUCCACUACCGUUAGUUCUGAUCGAAAGUUGAAAGGUCAACUAGUUUUUGAAUCCUCUAGGCAUCCUGCUGAUAGAGAAGAUUUUGAAGCAACUGGUAACGAGACUUAUGUUUCUGGUAAAGGAAAAAAAUCUUAUAAUAAUCAAUACGAUGGAGAAGCUUUAAAUACGUCGACAAAAGCAAAUAACACCAGCCCCAAGCAAAGCGGAAAACGCGAGGAAGGAUGGAAGGAAGUUGUACGAAAGGGACAAUCGGAUGAUUCGGGCAGAUUUAUGAACUCACCGUUCCGCUCAAAGAAGGUAUCCGUACCCAUCCAUGCUAUUAGUAGAGUUAUUGGUAGAGGUGGCAGUAAUAUAAAUGCUAUUCGCAUGGCCACCGGUGCACAUAUCGAAGUAGAAAAGCAAAGUAAAUGCCAAGUGGAAAGAUGCAUUACAAUUAAAGGUUCAGCUGAAUCUAUAAAGCAGGCUAAUGCAUUGAUAUCACUACUUAUUAAGGAUCCAGAUGUAGAUAUAAUAUCGAUAACGAAAUCGAAGUCCAAUGUUGUAACAACUUCCGCAUGGGACAAAUCUAUUUCCACCGUUGAGCCAAGUAAAAUGAAAACUGGUGGAUCUAUUAAUAAAUCAUCCAAUUUAACAUCCAGUACAAUUGGUAACCAAGUUAAUAAAUCAGGAUAUCCUUCAAAUGCGAUCUCUAGUUCAUUGGUUCCUAUACGCUCCUCCAUGAAACUUACGGGUGCUUUUUCUACCUCUUUGCCACGUGCGACAGCCCCUAGACUUAUGGCGGCAGCUGAAAAACGUGCACAAGCCGUAGCCGCUCAAAUGGCAUCUUCAUCAAAUACUAAAACAACAAUGUCGUAUACCAGUGCAAUCAUGACAGCUGGUAGAGCAGGGACGAAGAUUGUUACAAGCAACACGACGCAAACAUUCGCGGCGAAAUUAUCCGAGAUCACUGCCUCGACUCACAGUUCUACCACUGUCAUGCAAUCCACUCACACCACACCGGUAAACAAACUACAGAAACCUAUGGCACAAGCUGCGACUAUGACUGUUAUGUCAGCCACGUCUGUGGCGACCGUUCAUAAUACAACCAGCCAGCAACAGCAGCAAUCCGUAGUCAGUACAUCGCCAAAACACUGCCGAUCACUGCCUACUUUAUCCGCUACACCAGUGAUAGCAUCUCACUAUGCUGGCAAGUCGGGUUACCCUCCUGGAACCAUUUCGUCAUCAUCGGCCACAAAUGCUAUGGUGGCGACGAAUUGUCCGGAGAGUUCGGUCGUCUCGACGUCAGCCAAUUCUGUUCGAGUAACACCCUCACCACCAGUUAUAACAUUGCAAGCACAAACAUUACCGCUGCCACCGCCGUCCACGGCGCAACAACAGCAACAACAAUCAUCGCAACAACAAUCGCAGCAGGGUACUCGCAGCACUACACCAGUCGUAAUCCAAGAGCAUCAACAGCAGCAACAACAGCAACAACAACCUAGUAGCACGCCUCUCGAAUAUUCUCUGUUUAACGAUACUUUUACCAAAGUCACGCAACAGUCAAUGUGGGGAGGAAGAGAGAACGAAACUCAAAAGGGUAUGAACUUUGCUACUGUUGCGGGCGGAGGUGUAUCGUCGAACGCGAAUUCCGGGCCAUCUGCGGCUAAGUUUGACAGUUCUCCACCGCAGGUGGACGCGUCCAAAGCUCCGGGGUACCGCGGUACAGCGAUGUGUUCCCCGGUUUCUAGUAAGCCAAGUAAUACGCCGGGCAAUGCAUCGACCAACGUGAUUGGUAGCGUAGUAUCGUGCUCCGUGCAUAAUCCUAUGCAACCUACGCAGUUUCAAUCUUCGACGAGCUAUAGCGAGCACCCGCUACCAAACAAGCCGCCUGGUAGUCUAGCGGUAGCUAGACCAGUGAUGCCUCAGCAGAACAUUGACAUGGGAACAGGUAUGGCGGUACAGUUCAAUAGGCCAGCGGUCUUUCAGGGUGAUUUGACAACGCGGAACGCGACAACCCAUCAGCCAACAACGCACGUGAUACCUUCCACGUCGCAACCAGGAUUGGACGUAGGCCUGUUCAAGGCAGCGAACAGCAGUGGCGGCGGCUAUGAGCAUCCGAACGUAAACUCCAGUCUAUUGAAAAUGGUGCCAAACGAGAGCCAGAGUGCUGGUCAUCCUCUGUUACCGUUUCACCCUCACAUGCAGAGUUUCGCUCAGACUAUCGCGCCGUCCGCCUCUGUGAUUAAUACCACCGUUAGUAUGUCAAGAUUGAAUCCGCGUGCUCCCGAUUUCUCUAGCUCGCUUCAUCUGAGUAAUAAGCCACAAGUGACAAUGUUCAAUGCCGCUGCUGGGUCAGCGGGACUGCAUCCGGCCAAUAUGUUUGCCGCUACUGUACCGGCGCCACCGCCAUCCGCGAUACAAUCUAACAAUCUGGCAAUGCUUGGCAAUUUCCCGUUGGGAAAAUAUCAAGCACCCACGCGGGUAACUCCGACGGCGAAUACCGCCGGUAUCUCGACGACGGCACAGACGACCCGCUGGCCAUUUGCAGCACCGGCACCGCAUACCAACUAUCCGCCGCACCAAGAUCCCAUAAUGAGCCAGAUCAGCUUUUCCAAUCAUCUGGCCAACAUCGGCGGUCAGCCUGGCGGGAGCAUCGAUUUGAUUACGAGCUUAGAGAACGGUGGCUCGCCGGCCAUAUCUCCCUCAUCACCAGCGCAAGUUGCUCAGGAAAUGAAUCAGUUGAAGAUCGAGGAUCGCAAAGUCCCACGACCGAUCGGUACCGAAAGAGCUACGUGGAAGAAUUACUCAGCUGCAGGCAUGGGUCCGGGUGGAGAUGCCGAUUCCAUCAGUUGGAUGCUCAAUGAGAAAGGGCUAGGUUGGCCCACCAAUUGCAAUUUGGCACCUGGUAUCGACAGACAUCAGAUAUAUCGAUCGAAUCCCACUUAUAACCAGCGUAUAUCCAAUGUCGAUCCCGAGCUUCACCAAAUGAUGGAAUCUUCCUUCCAGGGCCAUGUGGAUACCCAACAACCUUUCCCGGCUAACGGAAAUGCCGCGGCAUUGUCACUUAUGCCUGGAUUAGCGUUAUUGCCGGGACAGUUUGGAGCACCUGGCCUCGCAGAAAUCCCCCAAAAUGAGCCAAACAAGAUCGAUCCACCUGCGUGGGGAAUGCCUGAUGCUGUGCAGGAUAAGCAACAUCCAACGUGGACUAAGUGGACUCACUAGAGGAGCCAAUCGUGCUGACACAGCUACACCCUCUGAUGAUGACUACUAUUUCACAUUUCCAAACUCUGAUGAUGAGAAAUUAUAAAAUAGUAAUAGCGAUAGUCUGGAUCAAUUAUUUGUAGGCGCAUAAAUUGUAUUACGAUCUUAUUAUAUUCAUUCAAAUCUGGAUUCUUUUAAUGUUACUUGUUAUAUUAGAAAAUAAGGUGAUAAAUCCUUAAUUAAUCAAGUUAUCGCUAUCACUAAUAUAUCUCCUGAGUUAAUUGCAGAAUGUAAGGAGUAUGCGAGAAUGAAAGAAGAGAGAAAGAAAAGCGGUAUUGAUUAAGGAAAGCAACAUAUAACAUGAUGGAUUAUUAUCUCGAAUUUAUUUUUUCUUUUUUUUUCUUAGCCGUGAUGAUUAGUAUGUUCCGCUAUCAAUUAUUGAUCAGCAGAAACAUGCUAGUUCAUUGAUAAUCAAUAUGAUAUACAUGAUAUUUUUUUUUAUCAUCGGGAAUAAUUUGAAUUCGCAAUAGAACAUCUCGAUACAUAAUCGUCAGAUGCAUCAUAAUGAUCCAGAUAACCCAUGAAAAAUUUACAUUCUGCACCUCCACUUCAGCUUCUUCAUAGCGAUAAAUAAUGUGUGUUUAAAAUCGUGUUGAUGAUUAAUUUGAAUUAUAUCAUUCGAAAUGAAACUUCAGGUUACGAUUGAUUUAAAUUAUGAGUUACAUUGAGGAUAGCUGUGCUCUUUAGCACCUACCGAACGAUAGAUGACGAAAAUUACGUGUUACUAUUUAAAGCGCUGUAAAGAAUACGCUAUAAUCUUACGAGCAUGAUACAAUCGUGUAAAUAAUUGCUUCGCAAAACGGGUGAUUCCGAUUACUUCCAUGCUGCAAAUUAAGACCGAAGAAAAAAAGAAGACCGAAUGAAAAGGAAAAAGAAAGAUAUGGAGGAGAUCUUGGGAACCAUUGGCUACAUCGAACCUGGAUACAUAUUACUCUUCUUCCACUUUUGCACUUACGCUUCAUCACUCUUAAUCCGCGGAUUCUGGUUGUUGCUUCUAAACACUAAACAGAUUCCCAAAACAGAUAUCUAGUAAUUAGAACAAGAAUAAAGAAAAAAAAAAGAAGAGAGCAUUCUUUCGUUAUAGAUCUUCGUUCAUCGAUUAUGUGUAAUCGUAUUUGGAGAGCGUCCAUUGUUUCGUAGAAGAUGGAUUGUAUAGAUCUUUUGUCCAUCAGUAUAUCACAUAUUGAUGAUGUAUUAAAUUGGUCGAAAAUAUGAACAGAAUGAAGACAAUGAGCAACAGUGUUUCAACAUUACACAAAUCAAGAUUUUUUUGUUGCCCAGCCGCUUUAAAAUAAAUAAAUUUGCAUUUUUGUUUCAUAGAUGUAAUUCUUCGUCUUCAGCUAAUUAAUGAUUGCCGUAAAGAACCGUGCUAUUUCAGGCAGAUUAAUCGGACACAGAUUAUCAUGAUCGUAGUGAAUUUUUAUCGAGCUCACACAACACGCAAAACACGAUAGUUAUAUACGUACCGUACACUACGCGUAAAAUGACCAGGUUCUCGAAAUCGAAUAUGUAAGCAUUACAAGAAAUGUCAUGGGAGUCGAAUACACAAUGUACUAAUAAUAUAUAUAUAUACCGAAUCCUAUUCAGAUCAAUGAAUACAGUUCAUUGUUAAAGUGGUAGUGGGCCGCCAACGCAUGAAGAUAUAGCCGUGCGUCCCUAGUGCGACAGUGCUAUUAUAAUAUUAUUGCUGUGGUGGUGUAAUAAUGUUUAUUAUUAUAUUAUGGUUAUUAUUACACGCAAAACGUAACUAUA